CCAACACCGUGCAAUGAAGUGGUACCAUCGGUUGUUCCAUCAUAUCCGAGAGGUCGCACUUGUGAAUGCCUACAUCUUGCACAAAGAAAGUGGCAAUACAAUGCAGUCGGCUGGAUUCCGCGAGCUUGUGGUGAAGGGGCUACUGAGACGGAGGCAAAUUGAGCUCACUCCUCCUCCCAGGCCAAUCAGCACACCGUUAGUGCCCGUGCGUCUCACUGGUCGACACUUUCUCGGACAACACGAGAAAUCGCGUCCGGACUGCAAAGUCUGUUCCACGCGGAAGCGCAGUCCAGAUGACGCACAUAGAGGGAGGAAGCAGACACCUUUCUUCUGCAAGACCUGUCCAGACCACCCUGCACUGUGCCCCACUGACUGCUUUGAGAUGUACCAUACAAAGCUUGUGUACAAACACUGAAUCUUCCAUCUCAGGCAUCCACCACUACCAGCCUAGGUUGUCUAGGAGCACUUUCAAUCAGUUAAAUCAGCCUUCUUUCAAUCAGUUCAAAGGAUCAGUUAUUU
This is a messenger RNA of Alosa sapidissima (American shad), 519 nucleotides long. Its product is annotated as piggyBac transposable element-derived protein 4. The transcript has 2 exons. Lineage: Eukaryota; Metazoa; Chordata; Actinopteri; Clupeiformes; Clupeidae. The coding region runs from base 14 to 415 and encodes 133 amino acids. The record is from RefSeq and is a predicted model, not a curated record.